CCGGGUCACCAUGACGACCGUCACCGAGGCCCAGAAAGUGGGCGUCGGCCUGGUGGGCUUCGGCUUGUUCUUCCUGCUCUUCGGCGUGUUGCUGUAUUUCGACUCCGUGCUGCUGGCCUUCGGGAACGUCCUGUUCCUGGCCGGUCUGACCUUCAUCAUCGGGCCCUGGAGGACCGCCUCCUUCUUCUUCCAGAGGCAGAAGUUCCGUGGCUCCUUGUUCUUCCUGGGGGGCGUGGCCUUGGUGCUGAGCCGCUGGCCCGUCACCGGCAUGCUGGCGGAGGCGUACGGCUUCGUGCUCCUCUUCAGGUCCUUCCUCCCGAUGGCCGUGACCUUCGUGCUGACCUCUCUGAACCUCCCUCUGCUCAGUGCGGUACGUCCUCCGGACUUUGUUCACUCUUUGUUUGACCUCCAUGACCUCUCCAGGGUUCUGACCGCAUGUCGCUUUGAAUUCCUUCUGAUAGUUUUUCUCCACCGCCUCCUCCAUCGUCUGAGCGGGGGGAUCAAGCUGGACCCUCUGACUGCUGGUCUGGUCCUGGGGGGACAAGCUGGAUCCUCUGACUGCUGGUCUGGUUCUGGGGGGUCAAGCUGGAUCCUCUGACUGCUGGUUCUGGGGGGUCAAGCUGGAUCCUCUGACUGCUGGUCUGGUUCUGGGGGGUCAAGCUGGAUCCUCUGACUGCUGGUUCUGGGGGGUCAAGCUGGAUCCUCUGACUGCUGGUCUGGUUCUGGGGGGUCAAGCUGGAUCCUCUGACUGCUGGUCUGGUUCUGGGGGGUCA
This is a messenger RNA of Pseudoliparis swirei, 773 nucleotides long. It is a transcript of the gene golt1a, whose product is annotated as golgi transport 1A. The transcript has 4 exons. The record is from RefSeq and is a predicted model, not a curated record. The coding region runs from base 11 to 598 and encodes 195 amino acids. Gene Ontology annotation, cellular component: membrane; endoplasmic reticulum. Lineage: Eukaryota; Metazoa; Chordata; Actinopteri; Perciformes; Liparidae. Gene Ontology annotation, biological process: retrograde transport, endosome to Golgi; endoplasmic reticulum to Golgi vesicle-mediated transport.